This is a messenger RNA of Carcharodon carcharias (great white shark), 5339 nucleotides long. RefSeq names its product DET1 and DDB1 associated 1 (gene dda1). Gene Ontology annotation, biological process: positive regulation of proteasomal ubiquitin-dependent protein catabolic process. The coding region runs from base 77 to 400 and encodes 107 amino acids. NCBI's taxonomy places the organism in Eukaryota, Metazoa, Chordata, Chondrichthyes, Lamniformes, Lamnidae. Gene Ontology annotation, cellular component: Cul4-RING E3 ubiquitin ligase complex. The transcript is spliced from 5 exons. The record is from RefSeq and is a predicted model, not a curated record.
CCCAAAAAAACCCUGCAAUUUAUGUAAAGUAAUUAAAGCUGCGAUGAUAUAUGGACGAUGAUAUAUUGAACUUUUUAUGACUGAUGUAAUAUCUUGUCCAUCCUGGAAUCAACUGAGGUUCAGAGGAUUCCAAUCUAAAUUUAACCUUUCAACAGUCAGCUGUGACAGGGCAGACUUCUUGAAAGGAUUGCCGGUCUAUAACGAAAGCAACUUCAGCCGAUUUCAUGCAGAUUCAGUUUGUAAAGCUUCGAAGACCAUCUGUGUAUCUCCCAACACGAGAAUACCCAUCGGAACAGAUCAUUGUGACAGAAAAGACCAAUAUAUUGCUUCGAUAUCUCCAUCAGCAAUGGGACAAAAAGAAUGCAGCGAAGAAAAGGGACCAAGAGCAAGUGGACGUUGAAGGCGAGAGUUCGGCCCCACCAUGCAAAAUUGCCCGCACAGACAGCCAGGACAUGAUCGAAGAUACUUAAUCCUCUGUCCACAAGAUGCAAGUGCUUCCCUUCUCAUCAUGUAAUGUCUUACAGUCUCUCCACUGUGCAGCCCUUCAUUUGUAUAUCAUAGGAGCACCUUUAUUUAUUUACAUGUAAUUUAUGGUCUGGGUGAGGGAGGGAGGAGGGGGAAGUGGACCCAACGAAAGCCCUUUGUGGUGUCCAGUCAUGAUCAGCAAUUGACCGGGCUGCUCGAGGUUUUUGCAGAGGUUCCAGAGGCAAAGUCUUGAGUGGAUGUAGCGCAGAGCCUGUGGUUAAAAAGAGUGUGUAAUAGUGUAGGAGUUGGAGCCUCUCAGUGUGGAAUGCAGUGGUCCUGAAGUGCAUGUCUAACCCACCUGUACUAUCCACAGUGUCUACACUCGUAUCUUCCUGAUUAUUUCUACUUGCCUAUCACUAUCAUUAACUUUAUACUCCUGGCAGGUUUGAUGCAGGUCAGGUUAAUAUGAUGCACAGCUCAGUCUUCAGAAACAAUCAGAAUGUCUGUGUAAGACAGUUAAUAAUUUGUCAGAGCUGUUUUUAAAUAACCCUUGCCUUCAUCCUAAAAUGAAACCCUGCCCUUUGCGGAGCUGCCUUUGGUUGUUCUGUUCAGACUUCACUCCCCCCUUUCCUGUCUCACUCACUAGUUCCUGGCAAGAGAGAUGGGAAAUGAUUGAGCUGACCAACCCCAGACCAGACUUUGGCUCAUAAGUGGACAUGGCAAGAUUUGUACAACAAAGCCUUGGUGGGUACAGCCUCAGAGCAUUCUGGGAGUGGGUACUUCAUGCCACAAACGACUUCAACUGGUGGCAUUGGAACUGUUUGCUGACCUCGUGGGACAUUUGGUUUUAAGAUCAGUUUUUUUUAUUUUAAGGGAAGCCGUAUUGUAUGGGUUUGUUUCUUUUUAAAAUAAAUAUUCUGAAGUUCAAAGAGUUAACAUUGCGAGUGCUGGAAAAUCGCUAAUUCAAGUUCUCGUGGUCUGGAGGAACUUGGUGCAACGGGACCUCAGAAUGGGUGACAACCAAGCCCUGAAAUCACGAUGUUUGUGUUCUACACUCUUUAUGAUAAUUUGUCCACUGUUUUAAUGCAGGCAUUGACUUUUUAAUGCCAGACGUGGAGUGAUAGUGUGUGAUCUAAGACUGCAUCAAGUUGUUCCAGUGUUAAUCCCUCACUGUAAUUCCUAUCUCUGAUAGGGUGAACUUUUUCUAAGCUUUAUUUUUUGGUUAAGCUUGCAUAUUGGCAAAGAAAAAUUAAUCUCCUUUGCGUUACAUCACCAUGGAAACUUGACUUCAAAGAGCAGUAUCUGCUUAAUUGAGUUGCCUUUACACAAGAAGUGUAUUCCUGUUUUUUUAAGCUGAGACCAUAGUAUGAUCAGCAUGAAUGGAGUGGGUGUGGGAAUGUACUGAGUACAGAGCAGGAGGAGAGAGAAACUGUCUUUUGCUGCUGACCUGCUGAGCAUCAGCAGCAGCUUAUCCUGAUGCAUUAUGUCGAUGUACUUAUUGCUGAUUGCUCCUUAUUGAUAGAGAAGAAUAGGGAUGGCUGAGCAAUUGGCUUCAGCUCCGGCUGUGCCAUCCCUUCAAACCCAUACAGUAUCAAACUCUACUGGGAUGGUGCAUUGUUGGGGCAGCUAGGGUUUCUUGUUCUGGGCUGACUCCCCAUCUCUGUCUGACUUUCAAUCCAUCUUUGGUGUUGAGGUUUCUGUUGCCAUUGCGAGCGGAUCAAUACUUGACCCAGAGGCCCCUGUAACUGUCCGUGUCACUGGUAAUGCAAAACCUAGUGGUUGUGAUCAUUAAUAAGAAGCAGUAACUCAUCCAUUUCUCAAUAAUCAAAAAUAAUGCAAGUCAACUGUUUGCCAGGGAAGGUGGGCAGUGAAAUGUUGCUUAAAGGGAAACUUAUUCUUUGCCUAGUUAAUUUCUUCCAUUCUUUUUGCUCCUGUGAAGGCCUCUUGUUUUUAUCCAUAUUCCAACUUCAGAAGGAGCCAUGAUGUAAUUUUUUGGGAUGGUGGUGAUGGUUGUAAUGAUGAAUAAAUUGAGAACCGCUGCUUCCAGUGUGAGCUGGAUCAGUGUGAGUAGAGAAGAGGCUGUGCUUUUCAGUGUUCAAGGGUAAGCCUUUUGAAGAUGAGGGUUGGUGAAGGGCCUUUCUUUCAGUCCCACAGGGCCUAGCACAGUCUGAUACCAUGACCUCAGGCCAGGAAGGACAGUAGAUCUUGUCACCCUAUGUACAUAGCCUUGAUUUGAGGAUGGGAAAGGUGAUAGUUCUUUGAUUCAUUAGCAGAUGAAGUUAUGCCAAACCCUUGCUGCUAAAAUCAUGUAAACUGUACUGAAAACUGCAACUGUUUACAAAUUCCAAACAUGGCUCCCCUAGUUCCCCAACAGAUGUACUGGGACCCAAACCCACUGUACCUUCCCCCAAUCCCCCCCACCCCCAAUCCUCCUCUGAGAUCCUUUCUCAGGCUUUCAACACUAGAAUAUUGGUGAAGAUGCAAAGCAUGCGGACUGAGAACCAGAUCAAAUGUGCUGAUGGUCAACUCUGACUGGAGUGAGACUGUGAAGGGAAUAGCCAGCAUGUGGUGUGAGGCAUCACGUGAAUUUGAUCCCAGCUGCCAUUGCCUCUGCUAUGGGCUCUGAGAGUUUUUGAUGUAAAUCAUUGGCUGAGUGCAAUUACUAAAUCAAUGAAUUUAUUCUCUUGCAGCAACAUUUUCCCUACAUUGCCACAGUGACCUUGCUUCAGAAACACUUCAUUGGCUGUUGAGUGUGCUGAGGUGCUCUAGUGCAUUAAAUCCUUUCUAAAUGAAUCCAUUGGAAGACUGGCUGCUGGCGCAGUCACUCUGGACAUGUUUCAUUUGCCUCUGAUACUUGGCUUCAAAUCCAGUCAUACCAGUGAGCUGAAAUUCUGUCUGUCUUCACUAUAAAGUACUUUGACUCAGUUCCAAAUCCAUAGCACACAAAAGUGGGCUUAAUAUGACACUGAAUUACCAGCCUGCCUCACUGCCCUCCAGACUCAGGGCUGGUGCCGUGGCUUACUACUUCUCUUGAAACCUGUCAGUAGUUAUGUUCCUACCAGACCCCAUUUUUUUUUUUUUAACUGUUUCUCACAAGCAGUCACUGAUAUUAUACAGGAAGUCUCCCGCUGUGAUCCCUUUGAUCGUUGACAGAUGAAGGUAUGCUGCCUCAGGCUUGAAGAAUGUGUUUGAACAACUCAAAGGUUGAAUCCAGGCACCAGGAUAAUUACCUUUGGUCAUUGUUACUUUCUGAUUGCUCCUUUUUUAAUAUCUUAAGCACUGUCAUCCCAGCACCCUACAAGUACAAUGACAAUGUGAAUAUAGGCUUGCAGUUUAUAAGUCUGUUGUACAAUGGAGUCCCCUGAAGGUGCUGUAUUGUUGUUGCAAAGAUAGUUCCAGUGUUCACAGAGACCGCCUUGUCACAGCAUUGUCAACCACUGGUACCAGAUCAUUGUACAAAGUCUCUCUUCCAUUCCCACUUCCUUCAACCACCUUUAACUUUGCCUUGCAUGAACUCAGUGAGCUGCUACCAAUCAAUAGCUGGCUUUUAUCGUAUUUUUUUUAAAUAAAUAAAACGUCACAGAAAACUUGUAAUAAAGGUGUUUAUAAAUGUGAAGAAUGUAUAUUUUCUUUUUUUUUGUAAUACUGGGCCCAGACCAGUGUGAUUACUGUGCUGAUCAGAUCCAGUAGUGGGUUUCAGACCAAGUGUUUGCAAGUCUUGACAGCAGCCCACAAAGGGGAAGGGCAUAACAUUCCGAGUGUUACACUACAAGACCUGUAUUGGAUGAAAUAUUGCUGUUUUGCCUUGCCACUUCCCUACAACCACCCCCUGCACCCCAUACACCUUGAAUGCACUGACUCCUGCUCGGGGGCUGGGUGAUUCUGGUUCUAUAUCCACCCUUUGGGUGUUGGACAUGGGGAAGAUCACGGCUGAUUCUGAUCCUGCUCUCACCUCGUAUCCCACUUGGCUCUGCCCCCUCAGUACAAGAUUAUUUUUUGAUUCCCACUACUGCAGCACUCCAGUCAAAACUAGAAAACCCCAGGCAGAUUGAAGUGACUGAUUAGGAUGGGACCUGGUAGGGAAGGGUCUAAAGUGUCAAUUGGCUAUUUGAGAAGGUGGAUCCCUGGGCAGAAUGGGGAUGGGGGCUGGGUGGGGAGUGGGUGUCGGGUUUGAUGGUUUGUGAUGAGUUGUCAAUUAGUAAUUUGACCCUGGUUGCUUGUACACUGGCUGUUGGGCAUUGGCACCCUGUGAUUGUGGCUGUAUUCUGCGACCUGUCUGCACAGUAGGGUUACAGUCUGGACUGAGAGAUCCUGGAAAUGCCUCCCAAGAUAAACUUGUUCCUUCCUGUUGCACAAUUUCUGUUUUAUUCUUGGGUGAUCUUUGGGAAGGUGUCAGUGUUUAUAGAGAGGAGAUGUCUUGCUUGGAGUGAUAAGUGCACGCAAGGCUAACUGGAUAGUAAGCAGGAAUCAAAGCUGAUUUUUUUUUCUCUUUCUCUUAACCCUUCUCCAAAGCACAGGGCUAGUGAAGCAAAGUCAAUUCCAGCAGCUCUUUUCACUGCUUUUUGCUGUUGACUCCACAUAAGGCUGGGGUUAUUGCCCAGAUCCUAUCCGGAGCUGUAUGGCUUAGUACCAUGUCGUGAUAGUUGGGGGAAGGAGUCGGGGGACGGCGUGUUGCUGUGAAGGUGUUCCUCUGCGAAAUGGCAGUGAAUGGAAUAAGACACGGGCUUGGUGAGAUCGCAGUCAGUAAUUACCUUGAUCUGGUGUAUGCUGCUCUCUGAAUUUGUACAAAUUUUUUUGAGCUUUCUAUUGUGGAUUUAGCAAACAAAAGCUGAUGUAACUUCUAGAAGCAAAUUAAAAUAUUUUGACAAAUACCA